Molecule: messenger RNA, 1174 nt
Organism: Odobenus rosmarus divergens (Pacific walrus)
Lineage: Eukaryota; Metazoa; Chordata; Mammalia; Carnivora; Odobenidae
Exons: 8
Coding region: 56-1174 (372 amino acids)
Molecular function (GO): lactoylglutathione lyase activity; metal ion binding
Source: RefSeq, a predicted model, not a curated record
GUGUGGGUGGUUGCGGUGUUCUCCGUACUGUAGUCUGUGAAACAACAGUGCGGCCAUGGCAGAACCACAGCCCGCAUCCAGCGGCCUCACCGACGAGGCUGCCCUCGGUUGCUGCUCCGACCCGGAUCCCAGCACUAAGGAUUUUCUGUUGCAGCAGACCAUGCUACGAAUUAAGGAUCCUAAGAAGUCAUUGGAUUUUUAUACUAGAGUUCUUGGAAUGACGCUACUCCAAAAAUUAGAUUUUCCCACUAUGAAAUUCUCACUGUAUUUCUUGGCUUAUGAGGAAAAAAAUGACAUCCCAAAAGAUAAAGAUGAAAAAGUAGCAUGGGUAUUCUCCAGGAAAGCUACCCUUGAACUGACACACAAUUGGGGCACGGAAGAUGAUGAGACCCAGAGUUACCACAGUGGCAACUCAGACCCUCGAGGAUUUGGUCACAUUGGAAUUGCUGUUCCUGAUGUACAUGGUGCUUGUAAAAGAUUUGAAGAGCUGGGAGUCAAAUUUGUGAAGAAACCUGACGAUGCCAUGAUGGACUGCCUUCUGGUCCACGCCCAAACUACCCAUUUCCACACGGACCAGAACCUUCCCACACUUCGCAGAAGUACCGAUGGGAUCGGCGCCAGUCUGGACGAGGCCACCGCUCUUUCCACCACAGGGGCCCUGGAACCUCACGACAGGGACCUUCCCAUCUGCAGUGACGCGAUCGUGACGCCAGCGCGCAGAGGCGCGUGCGCGGCCACGGCGGUGUGCGUGAAGGCGGACGCGCGCCGCGCCAGCGGCGGCGGCGGCGGCGGCGGCGGCGAGGACGGCGGCGGCGAGGACGGCGGCGACGGCAGCGGCCGAGGGGGCGGUGGCUACGAGGUGCGUGCGGAGCAGGCGGAAGAGGCGUCCGUACGGGAGGCUAGGUCGCAGAGGAACAUCGUUGGGGUGAGUAGCCGGGGCCUCUCAGGGGAGGUGGGGCCUGGCCGCACCUGCUGCGCGGGCUCGGCGCGGGAACGCGCGCCCCCACCGUACCCGCGCGCGCCGCUCCACGCCCCUCUGGCGCUUUUUCCGGGGGCGGGGAAGGAGCGGGGACGGGGGCUGGCGAGGGUCAGUUUCUGGGCGCGGGCGAUCCGGGAAGCGGCAGCGAGGGGCCGGUGGAGACAUUGUGGUCCCGGAAGGUGUAGUGGGAAGUAG